AUGUCCGUCGUCUCGCUACUAGGUGUCAAGGUGCUGAACAACCCCGCCAAAUUCACCGACAAGUACGAGUUUGAGAUCACAUUCGAGUGUUUGGAGGCGCUCGAGAAAGACCUUGAAUGGAAGCUUACUUACGUCGGUUCUGCUACCUCCGAUCAGUAUGACCAAGAACUUGACUCACUACUGGUCGGACCGGUCCCUGUCGGUGUGAAUAAGUUCUUGUUUGAGGCCGAUGCUCCUAAAACUACGCGAAUUCCCGACGCUGAUGUUCUUGGAGUUACUGUGAUUCUCCUAACCUGCGCUUACGAUGGUCGUGAAUUCGUCCGAGUAGGCUACUACGUGAAUAAUGAAUAUGAUUCUGAGGAACUUAACACUGAUCUGCCGGCCAAACCCAUCAUUGAGCGCGUGCGGCGCAACGUGCUUGCUGAGAAGCCCCGUGUCACUCGCUUCGCCAUCAAGUGGUAUGUCGAGCGACCCUUCUGCUUGCUUGCUUUCAGUUUUUUGUUCAUGUUGCUGAUGAAUCCCAAUAGGGACUCUGAGGCUUCGGCCCCUCCUGAAUUCCCCCCAGAGCAACCCGAGGCAGACCUUGUUGCAGAUGGGGAUGAGUACGGUGCCGAGGAGGCCGAGGAAGAGGCUGCUGCCGAAGCCGCCGAAAAGGCUGAACUCCAGCCUGGGGAGGACGCUGAGAUGGCUGGAGUUGAACAGGAGAAUGGGAACGCCGAAGAGAAUGGGCAGGAGGAGGAAGAAAUGUCCGAGGAUGGCAGUGUUGAUAUUGAGGGGGAGAGUGAGGACGAACUCGACGAAGAGGAGGAGGCUGAGGCUGAAACCGAAGCUGGUGAGGACGAUGCUAUGGAGGUGGAUGACGCCGAAAAGCAAACCGACGCCCCAGCUGCCAAGCCCGUCACUGUUUCUUCCUAA
This is a messenger RNA of Metarhizium acridum CQMa 102, 915 nucleotides long. NCBI's taxonomy places the organism in Eukaryota, Fungi, Ascomycota, Sordariomycetes, Hypocreales, Clavicipitaceae. The record is from RefSeq and is a predicted model, not a curated record.